AUGGGUCCUCGUAAGGCAGUAGAUGUUGUCACUAAGAAUCCAAUUCCUGAUUUACAAGAGCCGUAUGAAGGCCUAGCAGCACAGCAGGUGGAUUUGCGAGUAUUAAUUGAUAAAAAAACACAGGAUUUAAGGGAUGAUAUGAAGCGCAGGCACACAGAGAUGAUUCAGAUGGUCAGUGCACUCAAAAGCUCCUUUGAUGGAGUGCAGUUACAUCAACAAUCUCGAGAGAGUGCAUCUACUUCCAAUAAUAGAGAUCAGGUAGCUCAAAUGAGACAAGGUAUCUUAGGUCCUAACCCUUAUCGUACUAAUUUCAAUGGUCGUGGGCAUAAUCUGUUAUUUCCUCGAUUCAAUGGGGAAAAUCUAAAAACAUGGUUGUAUAGAGAUGAACAAUACUUCAUUGUUGAUAAUACACUUGAUAACCUAAAGGUCGACUUGGUUGCAAUGAAUUUGGAUGAUGAGGCAUUAGGUUGGCACCAGUUAUAUCUAAAAUGUAGAGACUCAGUACUUCCACUUAAUUGGGAAGAAUAUUUGGCUUCUUUAGUGGAAACAUCCGGUGAAGAAUUUGCAGAUCCGAUGUUAGAACUGAAACAAUUAAGGCAAACUAGAUCUGUGAGGGAAUGCCAAUUUUCUUUUGCACGUUUGCUUGCUCAAUGUGAUCUAUCUGUCAGUCAAGCUAUCUCCUGUUUUUUAGGAGGUUUGAAGGAAGAAUUGGCGAACCCUGUAAAGUUGCAUGAACCUCAAACACUCUCUAAAACCUAUAGGUUAACUAGGUUGGCUGAGGCAACCUUAGCAGCUAAUGCAGAGCUCACAAACACUAUCCCUCAGCUGGAAUUCCCUAAGGAAGAACUGGUGGAGGAAGACUUGUCUAAAUAUGAGUGUGACUCACCUAAAGAAGAAUGGUCCAAUUCUAAAGGUGACACUCCUAUGAUUUCCUUGUGUGCUCUUAAUGGGCUGCAGGGUGCUCAGACCAUUCAUGUGACUGGAUACAGUGAUAGGCGACCAAUUCAGAUUUUAUUGGAUGGUGGAAGUACCCACAACUUCAUUGAUGAAGAGUCUGCUAAGAGAUUGGGCUGCACAGUUCACCCUACUAAGGUAGGAUAUGUGAGUCUGGGAAAUAAUACUUUGGAAGCUACCUUAAGAGUGGUGAGGAAAUUUGAAUGGAUCCUGCAGGGUACUACAUUCACUUCUGAUUUGAUUGUGUUUCCAGUAGGUAAGUAUGACUUGGUAUUGGGUGCUUUAUGGAUGAAGACCUUGGGGCCUGUCACUAUGGACCACUCUAACCUCACUAUGAUAUUCAACUACCAAGGCAAAUUCCAUUUAUUGAAAGGUGUCACUGAUGAAUGUAAGGUGCUCAACUCUAAAGCAAUAGGUAAACUGAAAGGCGAGGAGGUCCAACUCUUCAUGCUACAUGUGGUCACAGCUCAGCAUACAUCAACAAACAGUAGUCAACUUAAUGCUAUUCAUUUGGCUAUUGAGCAUCAUAUUCCAGCUCCUAUCGAGCACCUACUUAGAAGGCACUCUCAGAUCUUUGCUGAGCCUACCUCACUACCACUAUCAGGGCCCAUUUGA
This is a messenger RNA of Nicotiana tabacum (common tobacco), 1569 nucleotides long. The record is from RefSeq and is a predicted model, not a curated record. NCBI's taxonomy places the organism in Eukaryota, Viridiplantae, Streptophyta, Magnoliopsida, Solanales, Solanaceae.